AUGGAUUCUCUGGUUCCCAGGAAGGCUGCUUUUCUGUUCAUCGUCAUCGUCUAUGCGUCGUCGAUUUCUGCGUCUUUCGCAGGUCUGUAAAACCCAAACUUUGUCUCCUUUGUCAGAGGUAAUCUUGGAUUCACUCGCGCGGAUGGCUGCAGUAUGAUUUAAUUUUUUUUUGCUUGGUUCUUCGCUUGGGAAGACGGAGCAAACUUACCAAUGAGAAACAAGGAAUUGCUUGUGUCUUCUUUGAGCAAGAUUUUUUUUUAUUUGAUAUUUUACGUAAUUAUUCAUUCCUUCUCGUCAUGAAUGAAAAUAUGGCAUUCAUUGGUCAUUGAUAAAUAUCAAUGCACAGAGAGAGAGAGGGAGAGACCAAAAAUAGAGCCGUCAGACCUGAAAACACAAAGAAAAAUGAUAGAUAUGCAAUAUUAAUCAUAUAUAUGAGAAGUUAUAAAUCCAGAGUGGGAGGGAGAAAAGGAGAGAGAAUGUGUGAGUGAGAGAGAGAGGGAGAGGAGAAAAAUACAACCGGAGAUAAGAAUGGAAUGUGAGCUUUAUCUGGAAUUCUAUUUAUGGAUAUGUGUCAACUGUUACAUUUCUUUCAGAUAUUUCUUGUAUCAUGGUAAGGCAGCAUCGCCAAGUCUUUCCUCUAGCAUUUAAUAUUCAUGUUUCUUCUCUUCUCUGUGAACAUUAAUCAGCGAAAAUAACUUUCUCAGGCCUACUUUCUUAAUAAAAACCUCCUUGCAGGAAUGCCACGGAAGUUUAUCAGUCAGCCAGCGAAGAGAAUUAUAGUAUCCACCAAGGUAUGUAAAGUAGGGCCAUUGAAGUUUUAUUCGCCGGAGUUUGCCUUACUUAUCUCCUCCAAUUUUCGAUAUGAUCCUAUUCUUUUUGUUGGCAAGCAAGCAAACUUGGACGUAUUCACUUUGUAGUCCAAACUUUGAAUUGGAUUGAUCCAAAAUACACGAACAUAUAUUACUGCCAAUGACUAUUACUUUCUGCCCACUUCAUUUGCUGUCAAUGUAAACCCAAAAACCAGAUUACGUCUGAGCAGUCAUGUCACGGAAAUCACGUAUCGAUUGAUAAAAAUAGCAGUUCUAAUCGUGACCAUGAGCUCAUUCCAAUCAUUGUAGAUCGGCUGAAUUGGGCAUCCCAAAUACCUUACCAUUGGUAAUAUAUAAGAGAUCUACAUGUAAAACGUCCAAAAGACCUAUCUAUGUAGUCCGUGGCUAAAUAAAGUCGUGGCUUUGCAGUCCGCUCUCAUUAAAGACUUUAAAGCUGACUUGUUGAUUUAACAACCCUAUGUUUCAGUGAAAUUUAUAUUUCAGUAACUGCCGAACUAUGCAUUCCUAAUUAUUUCAAGCUACAUUUUUAAAUUUCAGGUAAAUAUUACUAAGACUUUGUUAUCUCACUGUUCAUAGGAAAUGCCAAGAAUGUUCUUCCACAGUGGAGGAGAGGCCAGACUCAUUGAAAGGGUUCUCAAGGUCAGAACGAAUGAUUAUGGACGCUAUGACCCAUCCCCUACAUUCGUUAAGCCUCCCUUCAAGCUCAUACCAAAUUAA
Molecule: messenger RNA, 1547 nt
Organism: Spirodela intermedia
Lineage: Eukaryota; Viridiplantae; Streptophyta; Magnoliopsida; Alismatales; Araceae
Source: the annotation of a GenBank genome assembly